GCGCUGAUGUCAAAUCCUAGCAGGCUGCUGAACCAAUAGGACUCAGAGCCCAAGAAGGACCCUCCUUUGCAAGACAGACAAGCCAUCCAAUGUGUGCCCAGUAAGUUGGCUGGAUUCGGCCGUAGUUCAGUGGUAGAGUCCCUGCUUCUCCAUGUGGAUGGUCUGUGGUUGAAUCCCUUGUCUCUCCAGUUCAAGGAUCAGGGCCAGAAAAAAACCUUCUCUGGCUCACUAAAGGAGGAUAGAAUAAGGGGCCGUCUUGUAAAACUUGCUUUCCUUUUCUCUCUGCGUUGCUGUUCUACGUUACAGGCAGCUGCAGCAACCUCCAGGUCUGGGUGUGAGCUCAGGAAGCCCCCGGUUCAGAUCUUACCACACAAGGCUCAGCCUUCCAUCUGUAAAAUGGGCACAACGUUGCCAAAUUUACAGGGCUCUGUUGCAAAACAUAAUGAGAUUUGAAAUAGACUAUGGCAAUUGAUGCUGUUGGUGAUGAUAGCUCAUCCACACAGGUCUGCCACACACAAGAGCAGCUGAAACAGAAGGACUAUUACUGCCUCUACAGUGGUACCUCAGGUUAAGUACUUAAUUCGUUCCAGAGGUCCGUUCUUAACCUGAAACUGCUCUUAACCUGAAGCACCACUUUAGCUAAUGGGGCCUCCUGUUGCCGCCGCGCCGCCAGAGCACGAUUUCUGUUCUCAUCCUGAAGCAAAGUUCUUAACCUGAAGCACUAUUUCUGGGUUAGUGGAGUCUGUAACCUGAAGCGUAUGUAACCCGAGGUACCACUGUAUUAUUGUUUGCAUUGCAUAAAUAUGGACUCUGUGUUCUCAAAAGCCAAAGUGGUGUUUACAGCUAUGAGCUUAGAACGUCGUCAAAAUCCUUCACCAAGGGAGACCCAAAUUUGGCAGUAAGAAAAAAAAACGGAUCUCCGUAACACAUACAAAUUGAGCGAAUGCGCAUAAUUUCACUCAUUUCACGUAAUUUGCUCGACAAAUUUGCAACAUUCAUUCAGUUCUAUGGUAAUAAUAAUAAUAAUAAUAAUAAUAAUAAUAAUAAUAAUAAUUUAUUAUUUGUACCCUGCCCAGCUAGCUGGGUCUCCCCAGCCACUCUGGGCGGCUCCCAACAGAAUAUUAAAAGCACAAUCAAACAUGAAAAACUUCCCUAAACAGGUCCGCCUUCAGAUGUCUUCUAAAAGUCAGAUAGUUGUUUAUCUCUUUGACAUCUGGUGGGAGGGCGUUCCACAGAGUGGGUGCCACCACCGAGAAAGGCCCUCUGCCUGGUUCCCUGUAGCUUUGCAGGGAGGGAACCGCCAGAAGGCCCUCGGUGGUGGACCUCAAUGUCCAGGCAGAACAAUGGGGGUGGAGACGCUCCUUCAGGUAGACUGGACUGAGGCCAUUUAGGGUUUAAAGGUCAGCACCAACACUUUGAAUUGUGCUCGGAAAUGUGAGUAGACCUGCAUAGAAUUGCACUGUCAAUGCUAGAGUAACAGAGCAAUUAACAACAACAAGAACCUUAUGCCAGACUACGUAGAGCUAGAACAAGCAGGUCUUGCUGCUAAGCAGGGAAAGGUUAGGACGGUGCCCUGAAGGAACCCUUGGUUUCACCUCUACAGGCAGCUCUUAUGUUCUUACAGAGCAUUGCUUAAGAACAUAAAAGAGCUUGCUGGAUCAGGCCCAUGGCCCAUCUAGUCCAGCCUCCUGUUCUUGCAGGGGCCAAACAGAUGCCUCUAUUGGAAAACCCACAAGCAAGAUUCAAGCGCAAAAGCCCUCUCUCUUCCUUUGAUUUACAGCAACCGGGAUGCACAAGCAUUGCUUCCUUCGACUGUGGAAGUCAGAGCAUGCUAGCCAUCACCACUAGCAGCCUUUGAUAGCCCAUCGCUAUCUUUUAAUUUGUCUUUUAAAGCCGUAUAAGUUGGUGGCGAUUUCUGCCGCCUGCGGGAGCGAGUUCCAUAGUUGAACCAUGCACUCUUUGUUUCUAAGAUUCCAACACACUUCCAACCAUAUUUCCCCAACCUUAAUAAUAAUAAUAUUUUUUUAUUUAUAUCCCGCCCUCCCCAACCAAAGCCGGGCUCAGAACGGCUAACAACAAUAAAAGUUACACAGCAUUCUAAAAUCAAUUCAUUCUAAAAUCAAUUCAAAAUCAAAUUCAUGGCGACCAUUGGGCUAGAGUUCUGUGAGGAUUACAGAAGGAGGGGGUCAGGCUGUGCCUUGGCCAAAGGCCUGAUGGAACAGCUCUGUCUUGCAGGCCCUGCGGAAAGAUGUCAAGUCCCGCAGGGCCCUAGUCUCUUGUGGCAGAGCGUUCCACCAGAUCGGGGGGAAAGCAACUUCAUCAUAAAGUUUUACCAAGCCCCUCCAUUAAAUAUCUCCACAGUUGCUCCUUUCCUCAAGUACAGUGGUGCCUCAGUUUUUGAACAUAAUCCAUUCCGGAAUACCCUUCGACUUCUGAAAUGUUCAAAAACCGAGGCACAAAAGGCGGUCUGCAAAUUCAGUGGAGAAAAUUUUUUUGUGGGGGGGGACGGACUUCAGCAGAAGCCGUUCGACUUCCGGGGCACGUUGGAAAACAGAAGCAUUUACUUCCGGGUUUUCGGCAUUCGAAAACCGAAACGUUUGGCUUCCGAGACAUUAGACAACCAAGGUACCCCUGCUAUAAACUUGAUUUCUUUAAAGGAGAAAAAGAAAGUCUGAAAACGGCCAUUCUGCAGCAGCUGACCCCUGGCUCAAAUCCUGUGGCUUUUUCAGUGUGUGUGGCGUCAUGGCAAACAUGCCGUGAUUCCACAUGGUUUGUGGCAGGGAGUCUUCAGCUGGGCAUUGCAGGGGGUUGGACUAGAUGACCCCUGGAGCCCCUUUCAACUCUACCGUCCUAUGACUGUAUGCAAUCCUCCUCUUGGGUCCAACCAGUUCUUCCUCUGUCUCCUUUGGAUACCAACUCCUGAUGGCAGCAUGUUAGCAGCAAGGCCUGUGGACUUUGCAUUGCUUUAAGGUGUCUUAAGGUGUAGAAAUAGCUUUCAGGUAUAGAUAAAGCUUAACCUGUUCUGACUUAGAUGCCCUCAGGCAUCCUCCAACCCUAAGCCCAGAUUGAAUUCAGCGGCUCAUAAUUGGCAUCUAUGAAAGCCAACAGACCAAGGUAUGCAGGUCUGGGUGGAUAAAGUGAGUGUCAUCGCUUAGACAUGUGAGCAGGAGAAAUCUCACCCGCCCUGAUCAAGGAGGGAAGGGACCAUUUGCCCCCAAAAAUACCCACCACACCCUAUGCCCACCUCAUUCUUCAUCUGCUUAGUUCCACUGCUGUGCACUGAGUUGCCUAAGGGCACUGCAAGGGCAGGCAGGGGAACUCCUGUUUGGAGAGAAGGAUUGGUGAUGCCUCACAUUCCUGGUGAGAAGAAGCCCCAUUGGUCCUGCCAGAAGCUGGACAUGACCCUCCCAGUCUCAUGUGGGCCAACAGUUACUUUUCAGAGUAUAUAAAGCAGCCCCAAGAAGUGAGGAUGUUCCAUUCCCCGCGCGACGAAGACAUCCACCAGCGAUGAAGGCCCUUCUGAUCUUCGUGGUGGCUGGAAGCUUCUUCAUGCAGCCGAGUAAGUCUUUCAAUUGGUUUUUCUUCAUUCUGAGUGUAUUUCAUCUAGGAAACUCAGCUCUGUGAGCUAUCAAAACCUUAAUUCAUCCUUCAUAAGCCAACCAGAGCCAGUGGAGUGGAGUGGUUAAAGCUUCAGACUAGGACCUGGGAGUUGUUGCUGUUUAGUCGUUUAGUCAUGUCCGAAUUUUCGUGACCCCCUGGACCAGAGCAUGCCAGGCACUCCUGUCUUCCACUGUCUCCCGCAGUUUGGUCAAACUCAUGCUGAUAGCUUCGAGAACACUGUCCCACCAUCUCGUCCUCUGUUGUCCCCUUCUCCUUUCCCACCAUCAGGGUCUUUCCCAGGGAGUCUUUUCUUCUCAUGAGGUGGCCAAAGUAUUGGAGCCUCAGCUUCAGGAUCUAUCCUUCCAGUGAGCACUCAGGGCUGAUUUCCUUCAGAAUGGAUCGGUUUGAUCUUCUUGCAGCCCAUGGGACUCUCAAGAGUCUCCUCCAGCACCAGAAUUCAAAAGCAUCAAUUCUUCGGUGAUCAGCCUUCUUUAUGGUCCAGCUCUCACCUGGGAGACCAGGGUUCAAAUCCUCACUCUGCCAUGAAGCUCAGUGGGUGACCUUGGGCUGGUCACUGCCUCUCGGACUAACCUACCUCACAGGGUUGUUGCGGAGAUUAAAUAAGGAGCGGGAGAACCAUGUGCACCACCUCGAACUCCUUGGAGGAAAAGGUGGGAUAUAAGUGCAAUAAAUAAAUGGAUUGAUCAAUUCAUCAAUCAAUUGCAUUGCAUUUAUAUCCCAUCUUUUUUGUUCUCCAAGGAGAUCAAAGUGGCAAAAAUGGUUCUCAACCUCCCCAUUUAAUGCCCACAGCAACUCUGUGGAGUGAUUUGGGUUGGGAGACACGGACUGGAACCCAAGGUCACCCAGUGAGUUUCACAAUGCCCAAGUAAGGAUUGAAACUCUGGUCUCUGGCACUUGGAAGUUAAAGACCUCCAAAACAUAACUUAAACGAGUUUGCUCCCACAGCCCUUAUUAGGGUUAUUUCCUGUUAAGAUUCCCCAAGCAUUCUCUGAAACUUUGACUCUUAAUCAAACCUUCGAGACGGGAAUUUUACAAAUGCCUCAAAUGUCAAUAUUUGCCAGAGUUUUAUCGUUGGCGUGCAAUGGAAUUUAGCAUGUUACGGUUUUUUAUAUUUGGCAUGCCAGAUACUGUCGUUUGAAAUUACUGCAUUAGAUACUUGGCACCAGAGAUGGGGUAAGAAUUCAAUCCGGUUCACGUUGAAAGGAGAACCUAACUAAUUUGCAGUUUCUGAAACAAUCUGUGGAUGGGAAUAGAGCCAUCCUUCAAAAUCUGGAGAAAUGCAGUUUUCCAGCCAAACGAUACGUUUAAAAAAAACACCAGACUAGGGCAAGGUGUGCAUAAAAAUGGAUAUAUACAGGAAUUUGGGAGGGAGGAUUGGGCUAUCCUGCUUGCUCUGAGUGCCACAAUAUCUCCCCACCCCAGGCCUCCCUAUUUCUCACCAACAGCUCAAAAAUGACAAUUGUAUCUCUUCUCCUCAACUUCUGAACCCACAAAGGGUUCUGAUAUCUUCCCCAGCCUCACCCUCUCUCCCACCCAGAGUUUUCCCCAAAGGACAAUGAUGUCUGCAGUCUCUCUCUCUCUCUCUCUCUCUCUCUCUCUCUCACACACACACACACACACACACACACAAGCCUUCCUCAGCACCAGCAGAAAGAGAGGGAGGAGAGCCCCCCUUCUAGCUGCUCACGGCCGCACCUCUUCUUCCUCCCGAGGUGACCCAUUCAAGCUCUGAGGUAUAUCCUUGCAAGAGCCUGCUUCUAAGUCUCAGCUCAGGCCUUGUGCCUCUUGCCCCUCCUGGUGGCUCAGACUGUCAUUACAGCAUGACAACGAUCUAGUGCAAACAUAGUAUAGAGGGAAGUGAUAUUCAGACAGUCAAUCUACUGGGGGAAAUUGGUUUGAAAACCUAUGUGCGCUAGGUUUAAAAUUGCAUUGUGAAAUGUGCAUAUUUUGGCAGAGACGUCCAGUGCCCUAACACACAGGAGCCGAGUCAAAGAACUUGUUGACUGAUUUACCCCUGCUUCCCCUUAACUGUGUCAUUUCCCCUGGUUUAUUUUUUGAUUAUAAGAUUGUCAAGGGACGCUCCUCUCCUCUUGUACUCAUGCAAAGCACUGGGAACACUGAUAGGCUAUGUAUCAAUUAAUAAAUACUAAGGUUCCAGGGAGGAUGUAAGAUUGUUCUUGAACUCUCUCCAACAUAUUAGAUAUGGAAACUGACAGCGGUCUGAUUUUGAUGGCCCGUAACCUUAAAACAGUUUACAAAAAAAGGGGGAUAAAACAAUCAUUAAGAAAAAUUGACAACAGUAAUUGAAGACUUUUGAAAAGUGAACAUAACAAUAGAGGGGGAAACAGCUUAAAACUUGCACCAGUUUCCUAAACCUCUGGUAGACUUGCCCAGUGCUUUUUUUUUCUGGGAGGAACACAGUACCCCUAAACAUUUUGUGAAUCUAACUUUGGCCUCAUUAAAUUUUCAAUAUGAGUUGGAAAAGGGGAGUACCCCUAAACCUUUUUUUUUUUUUUUAAGCACUGGACUUGCCUAAACAAAAAAAGUUUUUAACAGGUUUCAAAAAGAGUACAGUGAAGGCACUUGCCUGGUAUUAUUAGUGAGCACAGAUCCCUAGCAUGAAUCUUACUUACAUAUUCUGUUGAAAAAUAUCAGCUGACAAAGACUAUUACGAAACAGCAGUAUCAUUCCGGAGACACUGUCCUUUUGAGGCUUUUGAGACGUCUUCCGCUGAAACUGUUGAAAGACUCUUGAGAGACUUUGGAAACUUUCGAAAGACUAUUGUGAGAUUGUCCUUAGACAUCUGUUUUGAGUACACAGCUUGGCGGUCCUCGCUACCACUCUGUUAUAUUGUGCAUAUGAACUCUGACUGGCUUAUUCCUAUAAUUUGAAUGAUAUCAUUAUUUAAUUAUAUAUUCUCAACUAACUAUUAGCCUACGUGUCGUGUUUGUAUUGUUGUGAUUGGUUCUUGUCAAAAUUACAAAUACCUAAAUACAGACGGUCAUUUACCCUCGCUAGAUUCAACGUGCUGCCAUCUGCCUUAUUGCAGGGCAGAUUUGAGGGUAAACCGUACGCGGAACGAGUCUGCCCCUGCAGCUUGAUGGAGGUAGAAACUGUCUCUCAUGCAAAAAUCUCCAAAUGAAUCCAAACUUCAGUGUCUAAAAUCCCUGGUAGAGGACAAGGAUCCUGAGAUCACGUUAAGGGUAGCCAAAUUCUGUGUGAUUGCCAUAAAACUUAGGGAACAAGCUGCGCUAUCAUAAUGAUUAAGAUUUUAAAUGAUAAUUUUAGGUUAUAUGUUAGUGACUAAGUUUUAAUUUAUACAUUUUUUGACUGUUGCUAUAUCUGUAUUGUCCCUGUUAUACCUGAUUGCAAAUUCAAAUAUAUCUCUAUAGUGUUUGAAGACUUCCUUGAUAUUAUAUGUGGACUGGAACUGGUCUGUGACCGAAAUAAUAAAAUUCAAGAUUCAAGGUUCUUAUUGCAACACAGGGGUUUGUUUUUGCUAUUAGUAGGCAGGAAUUUCCAAAGUGUAGCUUCUUCACUUUGUUCCUCCCCCCCCCCCCAUUAAACCGUUUCCCUCUCUUAUAGCUGGUUCACUGAAGUGUUACACCUGCAACACCCAGGUCAACAACAAUAACUGCAAAGGACAGCAAAACUGUGAUGGAAUUGGACAAGUAUGCAAAACAGAUGUCAUUGGUAAGACCAUUUCUUAGGUGCCCUUCUUCUUCUGUUGGGUUUGUUAUUCCUUCCUCAAUUCCUCAAAAAUUGAAACCAAACUUUUUAAAAAUCCGGCUUUCAAAAUAAACCUUUAUGCCCCCUUUUUAAUACAAAAGCGGCAAGAAAGGCAAUUCUUUCUCUGUGUCCUUUGAUUUUCGCUAUUCUUAUUUUCGCAACUAUAUAUAUAUAUAGACACGGGUGGCGCUGGGGUCUAAACCACUGAGCCUAGGACUUGCCGAUCAGAAGGUCAGUGGUUCGAAUCCCCGUGACGGGGUGAGCUCCUGUUGCUCGUUCCCUGCUCCUGCCAACCUAGCAGUUCGAAAGCAUGUCAGAGUGCAAGUAGAUAAACAGGUACCGCUCCGGCAGGAAGGUAAACAGCAUUUCCGUGUGCUGCUCUGGUUCGACAGAAGCAGCUUAGUCAUGCUGGCCACAUGACCUGGAAGCUGUACGCUGGCUUAAAUAACUGUUGGAAAUGAUAUGUUAAAAAAAAUGUAUUAAAAAAAAGUUCAACAUUUUUGGGAUUUCCUAAAAAAAAAAUAAUCAGGUGAUUUCGGGGUGUCCUUUUUUUUACUUUUUGGACUAUGGCAACCCUAUGCUAGCAGGUUUCCCACUGUUUGGUGAGAACAGGAUUUAUUAUUAUUUUUAUUAUUUUUAUUUUUAUUAAUUUUUUAACAUAUAAAUUCCAACAACCAGUUAACAUAACUUCUUAUCUUAUACAGUAUUUUAGACUUCCGUCAACAACCUCUGAAGAUUUUCCAUUCUUUAUCACUUGUUCUGCAUUUCUGAAUUUCUCUAUCACUUUAAAUUCUCCUUAACUAAUCAUUCUCUUCAAAGUCUUCCUUGCAAUAUUUCACAAAGUCCUCCUUACAGAACUUCUUGCAGUCCUACUAGCGUAAUCUGUUUAUCACAACUGCUUUUCAAAUAGUUCAAGUAUUUACUCCAGUCCUCUAUUGAAAUAUACUCGGAGUCGAGAGUGGAUUUCAUGCUCUUUAUUCAGCUCAUAGUGGUGAGGAGGAAUGAAAGUUCCCCCAAAAUAUCUGCUUCAUAUACAUUAUUUACACAAUGGGCCGCACGUGAUUGGCCAAUUCUGGGAUUCUCCUGUAGGCCAAUCAGGUUGUGGAUUCACUUCCAUCUGGAGCUGGAUUGGGUGGCUCCUGCGGAUCGAUCAUACUGCUGCAUUGUUCUAGGACCAAUCGGACUGCUGCAUUCUGGAUCCUAUUGUUCUAGGACCAAUCAGACUGCUGCAUUAUGGAUCCUAUUGUUCUAGGACCAAUCAGACUGCUGCAUUCUGGAUCCUAUUGUUCUAGGACCAAUCAGACUGCUGCAUUUUGGAUCCUAUUGUUCUAGGACCAAUCAGACUGCUGCAUUCUGAAUCCUAUUGUUCUAGGACCAAUCAGACUGCUGCAUUUUGGAUCCUAUUGUUCUAGGACCAAUCAGACUGCUGCAUUUUGGAUCCUAUUCAACUCAGUACAUAACACCUAUGAAUCUCUGGUCCCGCAGGUUUCGAAUCCUCCCUCUUAAUUUAUCUAAUUCUACAUCGUCCAUUAAUUUCAUUUGCCCUUCUUCUUUCGUUCGGUAAUUCUUCUUGCUUCCAUUUUUGUGCCAAUAACAUUCUUGCUGCUGUUGCUCCCGAUCUUCUUCCCAGGUGUCGUGGGCCUUUUCAACGUCAUCUCGAAGGAAUGUACUGCGUCCUGUGAUCCUUACUUCAGCGACUUCAAGGUGGGAAGAAGGAAUGUCUCCUGCUGUUCCACCGACCUCUGCAACGUCAACGGAGCCUCUGACUUCAAGAUGGGUUACGUCCAAGUGGCCUUCGCCCUUUCUGCCAGCCUUGCCUGCAUCCUUCUCAGAAGCAGGCUCUGAGGAGAAGGCUGCCUGUGUAGCUGUACAGAAGAGAAACCAAAUCUAGAUUCUUUC
Podarcis lilfordi (Lilford's wall lizard) is the source of this 9249-nucleotide messenger RNA. NCBI's taxonomy places the organism in Eukaryota, Metazoa, Chordata, Lepidosauria, Squamata, Lacertidae. The record is from the annotation of a GenBank genome assembly.